This is a messenger RNA of Tripterygium wilfordii, 1559 nucleotides long. RefSeq lists its product as uncharacterized. The coding region runs from base 311 to 1255 and encodes 314 amino acids. Lineage: Eukaryota; Viridiplantae; Streptophyta; Magnoliopsida; Celastrales; Celastraceae. The transcript has a single exon. The record is from RefSeq and is a predicted model, not a curated record.
AAGUAAGGUUUAUUACUAGAAAGCCACGAGAGUACUAUUUUCUUAUAAACACAAGGCAACUAUAUCUCUGGUCAGGUCAGAAUUUUUAAAAUAAAUAAAUGAAAUUUAUCAGGUUUUCUUGGACAUUAAUAGGUCCCUUUCCAGUUUGGACAAUGAAAAGGAACAAAUUAGAUGGUGUCUCGUUAUCCAUUCACCAGCACCUAUAGCCUCCCAACAGCAAGGAAGCCUGGUUUCGUAUUAAAUCCACAAAAUAGAGUGUUACGAAGGAAGGGACUUAGGAUUCUAUGGUUUCUAAGACAGUCAAUGCACAAUGAAUAGGCAGCUCUGGGAUCCAAGAAAUCCGGCAUUUCAACCAGAAUGGGCACUGGAGGAUACCCGGUUAAUAUUCUACAAGUGCACCAGAUGGCAAGUAGAAGAAACAAUGGAUACCAUCAGCUGCCCUUAUCAUUACUUCUGCGACAGCAAUUACCCAGGAAAUUAUCCUCCUGCUGUGGAUAUCCUGGUUCUUCUCUUUGCAACAUCUUCAUACCUGACUACACUGGUAAUGAUGGUGUUAGAUAUAUCAAGAAGACGACAACAAACAUAUCAAAGUCAAUGCAAGAGAUACUUACUACCAUCCGGCCCCCUCUUUUUACCGAUAAUCCUCUUCGUUCUAGCCAAGGGCUACCGCAUCAACACAAUAUUUCCUCUCUCCUGCAUUGGCCCUGCCAUUUUGCUGCUGGUUCACAUCUCUGCGCUCAGUUUCGACACAGGUAUUAAGAAGGAUGUCAAGUAUGCAUUCUUUGAGGCAUCAACAGUUUCUGGGAUACUACAUGCAUGCAUAUACUUGGAUUCUAUCAUUCUACCUUACUAUACAGGUCUCGAUGCUCUUGUUGCAUCAAACUUUUCUGGUGAAUGUGUGUCAUGUGUGUGUCGAAAAGAACAUUUGGUUGUUGGAGGGAAGUUGAUUUCCUACAGGGGAUGGUCAGUGACCACAUUUCUAAUAGCUGGGGUGCUGUGUUCCAGAAUAAUUAGCAGAUUGCCCGAACACAACAAAGGAACAAUCUUGUCAAUCAAAAGAUUCAAAACAUUGUUGGAAAGUUCAAGUUGGAUCCUGAUAAUCUUCGAUUGCAUCAAUCUUAUCAUGCAAUCUCCACCAGAACAACCAGUGUUGCAAAUUGCUGCCUUGAGCAGCAUACUGGUGUUGAUUUGCCUUCAUUUACUUAAAAUGGUAUGCAGUUGGGUAAUGAAAUGGCAUUCACUUCAUUUGAAAUGAGACAAGAUUUGUAUCAUAAAACACACGGGACGGGAUUCAACAGUUUGUCAUUCUAUUCAUCCCAGAAGAGGAGCAGUAUAAGAAACUUCACAUCUGCAGUAAAGAAAUCAAAAGCAGACUCACACUUGCCACAUUGUAUAUAGCCCUGCUCCCUGCAUUCUUCCUCUCCCUGUAUUUUUUCCAGCCCUAGCUUCUCUUUCUUUAUUUCAAUUGUUUAGACGCGCAGCAAAAAUCACCUGGAACAAAAGUUCAUGAUAGGCUUGUGAGGCAUCCAAUAGUUGUUACUUUCUUUCACAUAUUGUCA